AUGAACAGUGUGGUUUCGCCGCUGCGGAUGAGUCUGACGCCGCGUCACGCGCCGACGGCCGCCACAGGACCGUCCAGUCACCACCAGCCGCGUCGCCAGCAGCCGCAGCAGCGCGGGCGGAGCUCUCGCGCUUCGGCGUCAAGUCAGGACGACGUGAAGACGUACCAUUCGCUUGGGCCACGACCGGUGCUGCGGGGGUACGCGGGAGGGUACGCUGUGCCGCAGGAGGGUACACGUACCACACCGCUGCUGCAGACUGCGUCGCCUGCGUUUUCGCGGGACCGGAGCCACGAGGCGCACGGCAGGCGUCGGUCGGAGCUCAGGGCGAGGGAAGAGGAGCAGGCAGGACGGCCGGCGAUGAUCGCAGUGAGUCAGGACGAUCUCCCAGCGGGUUACUUCACGCAGGAACGACGUCGUGGCGACAGGUCGGCAGACAGGUCAGCAGACAGAUCGGCAGACAGAUCGGCAGAUAGAUCGGCAAAUAGGUCGCUGUCAAGAGACGUGCAGGUGCGUGGACACGGCAAGACGGCAGUUGUGUCGCAUGGAAAUUGCCGAGGCAGUCGAGCAGCUAGUGGAAGCACAGCGGGUGUACAGAGUCGCAGCAGCAGUGGCAGCAGUGCAAGUCGGGGUCGUGUUUCGAGCUCGAGCAGCUAUCACGAUGCGGGCGUGGAUCGUCACGUGGACAAUGCACGAUGUGAGCCAUCAUUUGCACGUGCUGGAGCCCCUGCUGCUUACCGGCAGGUCGCUCCUGUUUACACGUCUGUACCGGUCCGGCCUGUAGUGAAGACGGUUGCCCGGACUGAAAAGCCGAUAGCGUGGCGUGUGGCGAUGGACCCCAAGUCAAAGAGGCCGUACUAUUAUCACCCGAUUACCCGUGAGACGACGUGGAAGAAACCGGCUGAAUUGGUUGCCGCUGAAACGCGUGAGAAGCGUCAGUUCUUUUCGGUCAUGGAGAACAACAUUCGGCUGAAGCUACGGGACGGCUACUAUACGCGUGACAGUGAGGCAUCCAACUCGAGCCACAGCACUCCGGACGCGGUUCACAAGCCACACGAGGUGUCCCCACACACCUCGUGCCGUUCGUCUGCAAGUACUUCAAGUACACGCAGCAGCUCGAGCUCAUACACUGGUGGAUCUGGUAGGUCGUUGCCUGGGUCCGCGCGGCAGCUUAUUCUGAGUUCGACCAGGUCGCUGCCCGCGACUCCAGAAGGCAUGGGUGUGCCAUGUUUGGGCUCGGUCGAGACGCAGCCGCAACAAGAACCCGAGUCUGUAGCGCGGGACUCGGAAGAUAGCCGCGACAGCAUGAAACGCCCGUCCCUAUUCAGAACGCUGUCGUCCUAUGAGACGCCCGUCAUGACGUCGUCUCGCAAAGGUGGCGAUGUCGUGGACCUGGAAGAAGUCGGUCGCAAUGCUUCCACAUCUCUUGUUGCACCGUUGCCAAUUGAGGAGCGUAUGUGUCUAGCCACUCUGAUGUCGCGGGCGUCAGAUCUGGAGUCUUAUGCCUGUGCUACUGGAGCGGUCAAUGGAUAUGGCAGACCGUCACUGUCGGCUAUAUCCGGACGAGGCAGUUCGGCUUCAGUGCUGGUCAAAGCCCAGGCUUCUGGGGGCAAGGGUGCGUUUGCAAACAAGCUACGCGCUGUACGACGUCGUUCGAACAGCACGAACUCCAUUUACUUGCGUAUGGGUACAAUGGACGCGCCUGAUCAAGACGCCACGAUUCAGUGCGUAGCAACUGUCUUGCGAGCGCACAUGGUGGAAGCGCUGGAAGAUCCGAUUCGGCCGGACUCGCGUUUCGACGUGUUUGUCACGGCGCGCGACCGCCACCGCGUGUUGUCUCUUGCGGACGAAUUGAGUACCGAAGCAUCUUUAUUUGUGGAAGCAGAGGAGGGUACUGCUAGGCCAGACGUUGUCCCUGCGCUGUCGGAGAUCGCAACCUUUGUGAAGCACGUGUUUUCGCGUGCUCAGAUGGAGUCAGAGUGCAUUAUAAUGAGUCUUGUGUAUGUCGAGCGUCUAUUGAAGGCCACGAGUGGUUCGCUGCAGCUGCGCGGCAAGAAUUGGCGACGGUUGGUGUUUUGCUCCAUGGUCAUGGCUUCGAAGGUCUGGGACGACUUGAGCAUGACGAACGCUGACUUCUCCAAGAUUUGGCCCGAGCUCUCGCUGAAGCUGAUCAAUGAGCUGGAGCUUGUGUACUUGAGUGCGGUGGAGUACAAUGUUCGCGUGUCGGCUGCGUCUUACGCAAAGUAUUAUUUCCAUUUGCGGUCCUUGUGUGCCACGAUGGGUUUGCUGGAAGCCUUUGAUGAGAGCGCGCCACUGAACUUGGACGGUGCCCGCAAGAUGCAGGUGCUGUCGGAAGAAUACCAGGAGCGGUCGAAGCUGAUGCCGGUUCCACGCCGCCGUAGUGUGACCAUCACGAGCACGUCAGCAUCCGAAAGCAGGCAGACCGGUGGCAAUGCGGGACGCGCUGAUGUCGGUGGUGCAUCGGCCAAGUCGACGAAAGCUUCGCCUGCCGCUAGCCUUGAGCAGCUCGUGCGCAUGCAGUUACGCGUUGCUGGUGGCAGCUCGCUUCGGUCGUCAAUGCACCGGUUGUCGACAGCGAAGCAGUGA
Hyaloperonospora brassicae is the source of this 2604-nucleotide messenger RNA. Lineage: Eukaryota; Oomycota; Peronosporomycetes; Peronosporales; Peronosporaceae. The record is from the annotation of a GenBank genome assembly.